Messenger RNA from Scylla paramamosain (green mud crab), 2827 nucleotides. RefSeq lists its product as uncharacterized. Bases 492 to 1235 code for a protein of 247 amino acids. NCBI's taxonomy places the organism in Eukaryota, Metazoa, Arthropoda, Malacostraca, Decapoda, Portunidae. The record is from RefSeq and is a predicted model, not a curated record. The transcript is spliced from 6 exons.
UAAGUUUCCGCCAGUCACUUCUCAGCCAGCCAAACAUUGGUACUGUUGUUCCUACGCGCGUCUGUCCCGCAGCCCGGGGUCGCGUUGCCUUGAGUGUUUCCGCUGGUCACGACAGCAGCGAGGAGCUUCUGCUUACUUGUCGACUUACAAGUGAACGGCUCUGCAUCUCUGGGAUCCACUAUCGCCAUAACUGAGAUUUGCUAUCGCUGUAACGACGCUGAAUAAAAAGUUAAUACUGAAAGCCAGAAUUGAGCCGGUCCCAGUAAAAGAAAUGCUGCAAUGAUGGUCGUGGUGGACUUGAGAGUUUUCACGAUCUUGGCCUAAGUGGAGGCUGCGAGUGCCAUCAUUAGCAACGAUUUUUGACUGAGUUGUCAGCACUAUCAGGUGUGUUCACUUUAGUGAGGCAAGAACAGUGAAUUUGGAAGAUGCUACUGCUGUGAUAUAGUGGUGUCUAUCUCCCUGAGGGUAACCGGAAGAUCUGGCUCUUCAUCAUGGCUUCUGGGUUUGAAGGCGACAAUGUACUGGUAACAAUGUCAAGGAUGAUGAGGCUGUGCUGCCCAGACCCCGCCACAACGCUGAUAGCCCCACCACUACCUUCCCACGGCUCUUUGCUAGAGGAUCCCCAUCAGGUUACCAAUCCUUUGGGCGGUCUUCAUCAGGGCGGCCGCUACACUAUCCUGCCCACUAUAUCCGUGGUGGCACCAUGGGAUGACCCUGUCCACCACAACCUUGUUAAGGACAAUGCUUUGAGUGACAGCAACGCUGUAACUUAUGUGGUCACACCCACACCUGUCCUCCCACCGCCUACUCCUGCGGCCCGGCCUUCAUGGGUGGGUGACGCGGCACUCAACGCCACCCACCGCUUCUACAAUGUACUGCGGGCGGUGAUGCACGGCGGGGAGCUCGAGGCUCGUCCCGCCCUCAGGGGCGAGGACAAACGUGGCGUGGAGGAGUUCUCGACGGGAGUGACGCCGCGGUCCUCCAUUCAGACUGCCAUCAACUCUGGCCUAGACCCCGCCAUCUCACCCCUUAUCCAGGUGUGCGCGGCUCUGGCAGUGGUGGUGGUAGUGAUGGUGCUGCUCUUCCACUGGCAUCACGUGCGCCAAGAGUGUCUGAGGGAGCGCCGCGCCCUCCGCCGCCUGGCUCGGCGAUAUGGCAUGGCUCGUGACCUCUACCAAGAAGACGACGACUUAGAGAAGAACGACUCCUCUCAUGUGACAGACGUAACGCUCUGACACACACACACACACACACCACCGCUUAACUUAACAGUUGGCGGUCAAGAGAGAUCAAGACAAUUAACACACACACGCUUCGGCAAACACUUUCCUCCACCAUUAAUUCAGUAAAUAUGGCUCUACAGCGACGUUCUGUGAUUCACUUUCGGCAAAGAACCGAGAUGUGAAACGCCGCAGCCAGAAUGUAAUGCAGAUAUGCAGAUGACACAGUUGCCUCAGGGGGUAUUGAAACAGACUCCAUAAGACCAGAAGCACAAGUUUGAAUCUGAUGAUUUACUGUCCUCGCAAGCAUUAACUCUUUCUUAGGUGUCCACUGUUGAGCUGAGGACGCUUCGCAUUGCCCAGAUACAGAACUGAGCUUACUUGAAGAUUACGAAGAGCUACUCGAUAUCUUUUCUUUUUUAAAUAUUGGAUUGUCGAUACCUCGUUUUAUGUUUUAUGAUCGGCAGCUGAUAGUUUGUUAGAGGGGCUGUUGUCACUGAAAUCUUCUGGCCACGAAGAUGUACCCAGAAGGCUUACAACUUAUUUGGGGGUUACAUGAACUAUGCAAGUUGUCAAAUGGGGCUCUCAGGACAACUGGGUUUAGGUGAUAUAGAUCAUAUGAAUAUGCCUAGAAGUGAAAAUUGGCAAGAAUUCACGUCACUGUCAGUUGUUGAUAGUGCAGAAUGCUCAUUAGCAGAUUUCAUAUUAUACAUAUACUUCUUUUCAUCCACCUCCACAAAGGUGUAAGGAUUUGACAUCCCCAUCUCCAGCCUGCAGUUCAAAUGUCCGAUGUAUCUCUAGUUUGUUGUCACUAAUUGCGUUUUAAACCCAGUACUUAAGGAUUAUAUUUCAACAGAUUCUUCAACUGAUGUGUUACUCUGGACUUGCAUUUUGAAUAUUCUGGAGAAUGAUGAGUGUGUUACAUAUACUGUAAAUCUAAAUUUAUUGUCCUAGUCCGAGAAUGAAUGGUAUGUUAGUGUGUGCUGGUCUUGUAGCACUGGUGCACAAACUGAUGCCAACUGCUGAUGAAGCAAAUAAACACCUGAAGGGUGCCUGUGUUCCCUAUACUCCCUCUCUUCAAAAUGACCUGCUCUAUCUAAGGAAAAAAAAGGUCCACCUGAGAUUCUUGAAAGGUAAAUGGAGUAUAGGAAAUAGAUAUCCCUGUGACCAUAAGCUGUCUUUCUUAUUUUUUCUUAAAUGGAGAAUUCAUAGGAAGAUUGCUUAAGGGCGCUGCCGUGGUACAGUGGGGCCGCGUGUGCUGUGGGGGCUGAGGGGUCCUCAGGUGCACAGGUUUGGAUCCUGGCCACGGUCCGAGGGUAGGAAGGGCAUCCACUCGAGAUAACCAUUUCCAAUGCCAAAUCCAAAGUCCUUCAUUAGAAGGUAUCGUCCUAGCUCUAAUAAGCUAGAGAAACCGGACAGGAAAAAAAAAAAAAAAAAAUAGGGAGAUUGCAUAAAUUUGAUGAUCGUACAGAUUCAAAAUCUUCUGAAAUAAUUCCUAAUAAAAAAUAGGAGAGUGAAUUGCUAUUUAAAAAAAGUGAGUUGGUCUGCUUUUCUUUGUACAGAGUUGUUUUGUGAAGAAACUAAUAUUACUAUUACACUUUCUAGAA